GAAUCUUUGCGAGUCUUCUUCUUUUCAAAAUACAUUUCAAGAUUUUCAACCUAGAGUAAAAUGGAUGGAUAUAAGUGUAAGCAGGUAUCAGCUCUACCAAAUUAUAGGGUUGGUAAAACUCUGGGAUAUGGAACUUUUGCGAAGGUGAAAUUGGCUGAGCAUGUUGCAACUGGACAUAAAGUUGCAAUCAAAGUCCUUAAUCGUAAUAAGAUUAAGGAGAUGAAUAUAGUCGGAAAAGUGCAAAGGGAGAUCAAAAUUCUCAGAAUGUUGAUGCAUCCUCAUAUCAUCCGUCAAUAUGAGGUAGUAGAGACACCGGACAACAUUUAUGUUGUGAUGGAAUAUGUUCAGUCUGGUGAACUGUUUGACUACAUUGUGGAGAAAGGGAAAUUACCUGAAGACGAGGGUCGCUAUCUUUUUCAGCAGAUCAUAGCUGGUGUGGAGUAUUGUCAUCGCAAUAGGGUUGUUCAUAGAGAUCUUAAGCCGGAGAACAUCCUUUUGGAUGCAAACUGCAACAUAAAGAUUGCUGACUUUGGAUUAAGUAAUGUCAUGCCUGAUGGUCAUUUCUUAAAGACAAGCUGUGGAAGCCCUAACUAUGCUGCUCCGGAGGUUAUUGCAGGAAAGCCUUAUGCUGGACCACAAGCUGAUAUCUGGAGUUGCGGAGUGAUAUUGUAUGCUCUAUUAUGCGGCAAACUGCCUUUUGAUGACGAAGUUGUGCCUAGUCUGUUCAGUAAAAUAAAGAGGGGAGAGUAUACUCUUCCAGAUCAUUUAUCAUAUGCAGCUAGAGAUUUGAUACCAAGGAUGCUUAUGGUUGAUCCUGUGAUGAGAAUAAGCAUUGCUGAGAUUCGUCAACAUCCUUGGUUCAAUAUUCAUGUUCCUGGCUAUCUAGCUGCUCCUCCAUUGGAUACUGCAGAACAGGCUAGAAAGAUUGAUGAGGAGAUCAUUCAAGAAGUGAUCAAACUAGGAUUUGAUAGAAACCAGGUCAUUGGAUCGCUUGUCAGCAGAAUCCAAAACGAGGCAACAGUUGCAUAUUAUCUAUUACUGGACAAUCGACGUCGUGCUCCUAGUGACUAUUUCCAAACCAGCUUCAAGGAGAGAUUGGAUGGUACUUUGAGUUCGAUGAUUCCACCUCAAGUGCUUGCUUCGUAUCCUGCAUUAGUUGAUCACCACAUGACUGGACUACAGUCACGAGUCAAUGUGGAUAAAAGUUGGACCCUUGGACUUCAGUCUCAAGCGCAUCCUCGUGAAAUCAUGAGUGAGAUUUUUAAGGCUCUUCAAAAUCUGAAAGUUUCUUGGAAAAUGAUUGGAGACUACAACAUGAAAUGCAGAUGGGUUCACCAGAGUGAUAUCUCCAAAGAGAACCCUAACAUGAUGAAAGAUGAAUGUGCCAUGACCUCACCGAGCAGCGUCCUCAAGUUUGAACUUCAGCUUUACACAGUGUGUGAAGGCAAGUACUUGUUGGACAUCCAGAGAGCUACUGGAGCUCACUUUGUCUUCUUGAAGCUAUGCCUCGCUCUUCUCAAAGAGCUACAUGUGAUCUGA
Messenger RNA from Eutrema salsugineum, 1539 nucleotides. Its product is annotated as SNF1-related protein kinase catalytic subunit alpha KIN11. The transcript has 11 exons. Lineage: Eukaryota; Viridiplantae; Streptophyta; Magnoliopsida; Brassicales; Brassicaceae. Gene Ontology annotation, cellular component: cytoplasm. Bases 61 to 1539 code for a protein of 492 amino acids. Gene Ontology annotation, biological process: intracellular signal transduction; protein phosphorylation. Gene Ontology annotation, molecular function: ATP binding; protein serine/threonine kinase activity. The record is from RefSeq and is a predicted model, not a curated record.